AUGGCCCCCAGGGCAGUGCUUUGGGGGCUCUUGGGGGUUCUCUCCGUGGCAGCCGUGACGGCUUCCGAAACAGAGGGGCGUUUGCUGAAUGCGCUGUUCCAGAACUACAGUGCGACCGUGCGCCCGGCCCACAGCAUCAGUGACAAGGUUCCCGUACGGAUCGGGAUGUCCCUCUCACAGCUCAUCAGCGUGGAUGAAAAAAAUGAACAACUGACAACAAAGGUUUAUAUGGAUCUGACAUGGACAGACUACCGCCUCACCUGGGACCCUGCCGAUUAUGAGGGCAUCACCUCCGUCAGGAUUUUUUCCAACCGAGUCUGGCUCCCAGAUAUAGUGCUCAUGAACAAUAACGAUGGUGGUUUUGACAUUUCUCUGAUGGUGAACGUCUUGGUGAGCAGCAAGGGGAUCGUCCAGUGGCAGCCGCCAGCUGUUUACCGGAGUAGCUGCAUUAUCCAGGUCACCUACUUCCCCUUUGACUGGCAAAACUGCACCAUGACCUUCCGCUCGUACACCUACGACUCCUCGGAGGUCACCCUCCUGCACCCGCUGAAGGAGGACGGGGAAGAGCUGAAGGAGAUUGUCAUCUACGAGAACACCUUUAUCGACAAUGGGCAGUGGGAGAUCCAGCACAAGCCAGCCCGCAAGAACACCCUCCCCGGAGACCCCCUGUACGAGGACAUCACCUUCUACCUGAUCAUCAGCCGGAAGCCUCUCUUCUACCUGAUCAACGUCAUCAUCCCUUGCGUCUUAAUCACUAUCCUGGCCAUCUUUGUCUUCUACCUGCCCCCAGACGCAGGGGAGAAAAUGACUCUCUCCAUCUUCGCCCUCCUCACCCUGACGGUGUUUCUUCUCCUGCUGGCUGAUAAAGUCCCGGAGACGUCUUUGGCAGUACCCAUCAUCGUCAAAUACCUCAUGUUCACCAUGAUCCUGGUCACCUUCUCUGUCAUCCUCAGUGUGGUAGACCUGAACCUGCACCAUCGCUCUCCCAACACCCAUGAGAUGCCUUUCUGGGUGAGGCAGAUUUUUAUCCACAAACUUCCUCGGUAUUUGGGGCUGCGUCGUCCAAAGCCAGAACCCACCCUCAAACCCAUCCCCCUCCCCCCCAAACAGGAACCCGCGGUGAAAAGCAACCGCCGUGUGGACGAGUAUUUCCUCCGCACACCUGCCUAUGAUUUCCUCUUCCCCAAGCCUAACAGGUUUCAGCCAGAGGUGUUCUCCACAGAUAUGAAGAAAUUCAUCGAGGGCCCCAGCCACUGCCUCGCCCUGCCCCCGGACCUGAAGUCCGCCAUGGAGGCGGUCAUGUAUAUUGCGGAGCAGCUGCAGGAGCAAGAGGAUUACGAUGCGCUGAAGGAGGACUGGGAAUACGUGGCCAUCGUCGUGGACCGCCUUUUCUUCUGGACCUUCAUCGUCUUCACCACCGUGGGCACCCUCACAAUCUUCCUAGACGCCAGCUUUCACCUCCCCCCCGACAACCCCUUUCCCUGA
Euleptes europaea (tarantolino) is the source of this 1485-nucleotide messenger RNA. RefSeq names its product cholinergic receptor nicotinic beta 1 subunit (gene CHRNB1). NCBI's taxonomy places the organism in Eukaryota, Metazoa, Chordata, Lepidosauria, Squamata, Sphaerodactylidae. The transcript is spliced from 11 exons. Gene Ontology annotation, molecular function: acetylcholine-gated monoatomic cation-selective channel activity; transmembrane signaling receptor activity. Bases 1 to 1485 code for a protein of 494 amino acids. Gene Ontology annotation, cellular component: postsynaptic membrane; neuron projection; synapse. The record is from RefSeq and is a predicted model, not a curated record. Gene Ontology annotation, biological process: signal transduction; regulation of membrane potential; nervous system process.